AUUUAACAAACAUCAGAUAAGAAUGUAUGUUCAUUGAUUAGCAAAAUAGAUGCUAGUCCUGUUCUAUCGGUUUUGAUAAUCGUUAUUUCAACUAGUUGCAAUUGUACUGCCAAGUAGUGUUCAUGUUUUGUGUGUAGAAAAACGCUAAAACUGUGUGCAGGCACAUCCUUUCGCGAUGAGUAGACCCAACACAAACUGUUUUCAAGUCUUACCGAACAAUAGCAGAUGGCUAUCGACACAAGAUUCUGGAAUUUUUCCCAAACGUCACACUGACUACUAUGUAUUUAAUAUGGGAAGACAGGAAGUGUUAGUGGAAGGAUGGUGGGGAACAAAACUGGGAUGGACUGGGGUUUUGGAUGGAGUGAACCUGGCGCCUGGCAAUGGUUACAGAAUUGUAGUCAGUGAUAAACCAUAUUUUGUAACAGCUGUGAAAAUAACAAAUAAAACAACUGUAAGGGCUCUCAUGCAUUGUUCUGAGAUAAACGGUUAUCCUCUGCGGAGUCAAGGAACUGACAGUAUCAGACCAGAUAUAAGUUCCAUUGCAAAAUACUUUAUCCCUUUUGGGGUAGGAAAAAUUUCCGAAAUCAAUAUGGGCUUUAAAUCGCUGGAAAAUUUCUUUUGGCCCAAAGGAGGUGAAAGUGUUUGGGACAAAAUCGCUAAGCAGAUAGUUUUUUUACUAAAUGAAGCGACGCAAAAAAGAAUCAAACAAAUUCUAAGAGAAGAUAUUUUGCUUGUACAAGAAAAUUUGAGUCUACUCCAAUCGCAAAUAAACUCCUUCCAACCUUCCGUUGUAAAAGCUGAGUUUUUCAUUAAAAUGGCAGAACAACUCGUAUUCUUGGAAAAGAAGUUCUCUGAUUGCGGAGAUUCAGAUAUUGACCUUAACUUCCACUUGUUACCUUUAUACUCGGCAACAGUUAACUUUAAGGUUCUUUUAUAUACCAUUGCUUGUGAAAGACAUAGAGAGGUUGGACUAAAUGACGAACAGAUCGGAAGAAUUAUCCAGUUCUCCGAAAAACUGAUCAAUGAUCCCUAUCUUGGUUCAGUGGCUCAUAUAACGAAAACAUUUGAAGACAAAUUUCAUCUUGAAUAUAGAACUUGCGACCAGGAACUUAUUUAUAACAUCUUGGCAACUAUUCGCACUUGGUGUGGCAUUAACGGAGAAGAAUAUGUUCCAUUCUGGAGGAGCCUACUUGAUAAGAAAAAAAUUUUCUAUAAUGGCGUCAUUACCUAUUCUGCGUACUUUGGUACACCCAGUCCACAGUUGUAUUAUCAGCUAGUUACAGAUGACGUAUCACCACCACUACAGCCUAGAAUAAUUAAUGAAAAGAGGAACGUCAUGAAUGGUAUCUACGUAUACAUCUGGAGAACAACAACCAAUGAAGGGGCAGCAAAAAUAGGAGGACUCAAAAUAAUGUAUCAAAACGGUGACAGUGUGGAAACUGGAAAAGCUACCGGCGAAUCAAACUACGUGAAUCUUAAAAAAACCUUCUUAAAGAAAGUUAUCGUUUGGGGUGGAGAAGGAAUCAACUGCAUAGAGUUUUAUUUAUCAAACGGGAAUGUAGAGUGUUUUGGAACGAAGGAAGGGUCUCCAAAUAGUGCUAAAUUUAAAUUGUUGGGACACAAGAUUGUUGGAUUGUGUAUGAAAACUGACAUACCUGGAUCAAAUGGACAAGCAGUUAAUAUAUCAGUAGCUUAUCAGGUGCUUGAAAAACAUGAAUGUUAAUUGAACAGUAUUUUUAAUAAUUUGUAAUACAUUUUACAAUGUAAAUAUAUUUUUCAAAAUUUU
Messenger RNA from Diabrotica virgifera virgifera (western corn rootworm), 1786 nucleotides. RefSeq lists its product as uncharacterized. Gene Ontology annotation, molecular function: toxin activity. The record is from RefSeq and is a predicted model, not a curated record. Lineage: Eukaryota; Metazoa; Arthropoda; Insecta; Coleoptera; Chrysomelidae. The coding region runs from base 176 to 1723 and encodes 515 amino acids. The transcript has 5 exons.